Lingula anatina is the source of this 4122-nucleotide messenger RNA. Its product is annotated as DNA excision repair protein ERCC-6. Gene Ontology annotation, cellular component: nucleus. Lineage: Eukaryota; Metazoa; Brachiopoda; Lingulata; Lingulida; Lingulidae. Gene Ontology annotation, molecular function: ATP binding; ATP-dependent activity, acting on DNA. Gene Ontology annotation, biological process: transcription-coupled nucleotide-excision repair. The record is from RefSeq and is a predicted model, not a curated record.
CCGAGGCUUACAUAAUACACAAGUGAUUCUGUAAAUGCACAGGAAGGUUAUAAAAGAGGUUGCAUUAAGACAAAUGGGUAAUGUGUCCAACCCAUGAGAAAUCCAGAGCCCACAAGUUUUAUGGGAUUUGUAAGUUAAACAAAAUAUGUAUGCAUGUUAUACACAUGGUGAACAAGGUUUAUUAGAUUUUGAAAAUUCAGGCCAACGUGUGCUUACUAUAGACUAGCACGAAAUUCAUGCGUUAGCACUCCUCCUACCUUACCCAUGGCUCUGUUCAUAGGAAAACUGGUUGGCUUUACAGGAGUGUGCGAUUUAAGGAGAACAGAAGUAAAGAGAGAUUAACUAUGUUUGAUGCUUGAAGAAAAAAAAUAAACCAAUUAUGUCAUCCACUGAUGAGAGGGAUUUCAAGUCCAAAGAGCCCACAGUAAUGGAAGAGGAUGGAGAAACCAGUCCUCCAUGUGAUGGCAGGAAAGAAGAGGUAGUGGGAAAGAAAACAGACGUUUUUCAUGUGGAUUCUACACUUAUACAUAGCAUCCCAGAAUCCGAACAAGAUGACGAGCUUAAAAACUUGGGAAUUGAUGUAUUUAACCAGGAGGACUUUGAACAAGGUGUCAUGGCCCAGGUGGACCAGGCCAUUGCUUCACAGGAAAAACAAAGAAUCCAGGCAAUGCUGGAGAAGGAGCUUAAUUCUGUUGAGGAUGAUGUGAGAUCAGUCAAGCAAGAACUUGGUCAGAUUGAGAAAGUCCAUUCGCUCCUAAGGCACCAGACUGGUGUGAGCAAGGAGGUGCAGAAAAGACUGGACUCCUUGCAGAAACAGAAGGAUAAUAAGACAAAACAACUUAGGAAACUGAAAGCCAGACAAAAAACAUUGCACAAAAAGUUAUAUGGAACUCUAGAAGGUUUGCAAGAAGAAGAUGAAGAAGUUGCAGAGGGUCAGUCUGCAUUGGAGCAAGCUCUGGGCUUAGGUAAACAAACAGAGACGGAAGAGGAAAAAAUGAUCAGAACAGGAGAAAUGACCCCAUUUGGAACUAUCAUGAAACUUAUUGACCAUGAGAAAUUGAAAGCAGAAACCAAAAAACCUGCAUCUUCUGAAACAUCAAAAGAGGAACAAACCGCAACAGAGAAUGAUUUCCGUAGAGACCAUGUCAAGAAAAAACACUCCAAUUUCUUUGACGAGCACAGUAAAAGGGUCUAUCGUACAGAAUCGGACUUCAGCAAUGUGCCAUCUUCCAGAGCACGAUACCCAAAACUAGGCCACCAUUUUGAAGAAGACCCAGAACUUAGUGGGGAGGAAGAUUUCAUGGACCACGAUUCAUUCCAGUCAAGUGGAGAUGAAUAUGUUCCUGAUAAAGAGGAGAUGAGAGAUAGCUACCAGGAUGAAGGAACAGAAGAGGAUGAUCUUAUAGAUGAUUUAGAAGAAAAAGAAGACAUUUCCAGAACACCUAGUGUCAGAAAACGAAAGAUAAAGAAGAAAGCUGGGUUUAGAAAAGUGAAACGACCAAAAUAUAAAGAAACUUCUGAGGAAGAAAGUGAAGAUUCAACACCUGAUGAGAGUAGUGUAUUUAAGACUAAAAAGCAAAGGAAAACCAAAGAUGAUGGAGAUGAAAGUUAUUUUGCUAAAAGGCAAAAGGAAUGGAAAAAGAGUGAGCUCUUAAGGAAACAGCUCUUGCUUGAAGAUGGAGUUAGCGAGGAUGAAGAUGGAAUAGAGUUUGAUGGAGGAUUGAAAGUGCCAGGGCAGAUAUGGAGCAAACUAUACAACUAUCAGCGGACUGGAGUGAGAUGGCUCUGGGAGCUGCACUGCCAAGAGGCUGGGGGGAUCAUAGGGGAUGAGAUGGGCCUUGGGAAAACCAUUCAAACUAUUGCCUUUCUGGCUGCAAUGAAGGAAAGUAAACUGAGGAGCAGGUCAUCCAGAUAUAUUGGUCUGGGUCCUUUGAUCAUUGUUUGUCCCACCACUGUGAUGCACCAAUGGCUGAAAGAGUUCCACAAAUGGUGGCCACCCUUCAGAGUGGCCAUUCUUCACUCUUCUGGCUCUUAUACAACAUCAGAGGCUGAAUUGAUAAGAGAGACAGUAAGACAUAACGGUGUCCUGGUGACAUCAUACAACAGCAUGGUGAUCCAUCAGGAGAACAUCCUGAAACAUGACUGGCACUACGCUAUACUGGAUGAGGGACACAAGAUCAGAAAUCCAGAUGCUCAGAUAACCCUGGCAUGCAAACAGAUCCGCACUCCUCACAGAAUCAUCCUAUCAGGCUCUCCAAUGCAGAACAAUCUCAAGGAACUGUGGUCUCUGUUUGACUUUGUGUUUCCAGGAAAGCUGGGUACUCUGCCUGAUUUCAUGGCACAUUUCUCUGUGCCUAUUGUACAGGGAGGAUACUCCAAUGCCUCCCAAAUACAGGUCCAGACUGCUUUCAAGUGUGCCUGUGCCCUGAGGGACACCAUCAACCCAUAUCUGCUGAGAAGGAUGAAGGCAGAUGUCAAGAUAAACUUACCAAACAAGAGUGAACAGGUUUUAUUCUGUAGACUUACCAGGGAACAGACUGAGGUGUAUAAAGAGUAUCUGGACUCCAAGGAAUGCCAGAUGAUCUUGUCUGGAAGGUUUAUGGUAUUUCCAGGUCUGAUUACACUCAGGAAAAUCUGCAACCACCCAGAUUUGUCCACAGGUGGACCUAAGAUAUUCAGACAUGACACGGUGGAUGACUCUGAUGAGUCCUUGGAGUAUGGUUACUGGAAAAGAUCUGGGAAGAUGAUUGUUGUCCAGUCGUUGUUGAAGAUUUGGAAGAAACAGGGACAAAGAGUGUUAUUAUUUACACAGAGUAGACAGAUGUUAGAUGUUCUUGAAACAUUUGUCCAAAAACAAGGCUAUAACUACUUAAGAAUGGAUGGAGGAACAGCUAUAGGAUCAAGGCAGCCACUAGUGGACUAUUUCAACAAGGAUAUGUCCAAAUUCCUGUUCCUGCUUACAACAAGGGUAGGUGGCCUUGGCAUCAACCUGGUUGGGGCCAACAGGGUCCUGAUAUUUGACCCAGACUGGAACCCCAGCACAGAUAUACAGGCUCGGGAGAGAGCCUGGAGGAUAGGACAGCAGAGACAGGUCACCGUAUACAGGCUGCUCACCUCAGGGACUAUAGAGGAGAAGAUAUAUCACAGGCAAAUCUUUAAGCAAUUCCUUGCCAAUAGGGUCCUGAAGGAUCCAAAGCAAAGACGAUUCUUCAAAAGCAAUGAUCUCUAUGAACUUUUCACUCUUGGUAACGAGGACCACAAAGAGGGAACAGAAACUAGUGCCAUCUUUGCUGGCACAGGGUCAGAUGUCAAGGUUGUGGCCAAGAAGAAAGAAGAUAAAGAAAAGAAAAAUCGCUUUGAUGAAAUGAAAAUUAAGGAAGAAAAGAAAAAGCAAAAUAAUGAAGAAAUUAAGCUGAAUGAGAAAAAGCUGGCUAAGAUGAGAGAAUUGGCCAGAAAAUUGAGUAGGCAGAUAGUGAGCAAAAGGGUAAACAAUAUGACAAGCCCUGAGACUUCUGUAAAUGUAAACAAAGGUACUGAAAUUAUCGAUGAUGAAAAGGAUGAUUUAUAUGGCAAAGGACAGGAUGAGGCCAUGACCAGUGCAAUAAGAGAAUCUAUGCAAUCUGAUAAGAAUGAAGGAGUGACUUUAUCAAAGGGGUUUGAGGAAGGAGAAGUGAAUGGAGUAAAAGACAGAAAAACAGACUAUUGCAAAACCAAGGGAAAAUCUGAGUAUUCCAAAGAAGAACAGAAACAUAAUCAAAAGCAAAAACGCAAAAAGAAGCAUAAAAAGAAGGAUGCAGUGUUUGAAGGUAAAAGGGUAGCACACCUGGUUGGUAUGGACACUUAUCAGCAUGGAGGAGAUAAGACGACAGACACCGACCAUAGACAGAAAGAUGAUUACGUACUGCAGAGGCUCUUCAAAAAAUCAGGAGUUCACAGCGUAGUCCAACAUGAUACUAUCAUGAUGUCUUCCAACCCAGACUAUGCACUGGUGGAAGGGGAGGCAGAGAGAGUGGCACGUGAAGCUGUGCGAGCAUUGAAGCAGUCCCGUACGCGAUGUCUGCCUGCCGUGGCUGGUGUCCCUACAUGGACUGGUCAACACGGGGGUGCAGCAGGACCUAGUAG